Exophiala oligosperma is the source of this 1864-nucleotide messenger RNA. RefSeq lists its product as uncharacterized. NCBI's taxonomy places the organism in Eukaryota, Fungi, Ascomycota, Eurotiomycetes, Chaetothyriales, Herpotrichiellaceae. The coding region runs from base 1 to 1854 and encodes 617 amino acids. The transcript has 5 exons. Gene Ontology annotation, cellular component: endoplasmic reticulum membrane. Gene Ontology annotation, biological process: nuclear membrane fusion involved in karyogamy; karyogamy involved in conjugation with cellular fusion. The record is from RefSeq and is a predicted model, not a curated record.
AUGUCUUUCACUCGAGGCCUUCAAGGCUUACGGUCAACUCAACUCAUCUUCCUGGUGUGCUUGAUAUUCUCUCAAGCCUGUCAAGCAAAGACUUUUCUUGGUGCCGAUCUGACAUGGACUGCCCUGCGAAAAGAACGGAGUGAUCUUCAGCCGGACCUGACCGACUUACUUGCUUUCAGAGAUUUGGAUCAGGAUCCGGUCUUUGAAAAAGCCAUGCACGUCAUUGACAAUCUUGCCACACAGUCGACUUGUCAGCAGACUGCUGCAGCCCAGCUUCUUAUCACUUGCAAAGCAUCAGAAAAGGCUUCGAACCACAAGCCGGUCAACCAUGAGCUCCUCGAACGAAGCAAAUCUGCGUAUGCUGUGAGAGUCGCUGUGUGCGAGACCGGUGAGGGUCGGGCUACGAUACCGCCGGCUUGCAGACCAGUCCUCGACAUCCCGCGAAGAUUACAAGGCGAGAUCGAUGUUGUUAACGCUAAGUCUUUAACAUCAUGCCUCGAAGGCCUUAUGCUUGAGCAUUACUAUUGGACAAGCUACAGCAACAGUCGACAAGAUGCCAACAUCUUGUGCCAGGCUUCCACUCUGGAGGCUACACGUCUUGACGCACUGUUCUCAUACCAGAAGCUUGCUGAGCUUCUUCCAGACUUUCGCGAAGUACUGGAAUCAACUCGGUCUCAAUGGCUUGGCUUCCUCAAACAACAGGAACAAGAGGCUCAAAAGUUGACGAACGUCCAACAGAAGAACUAUGCUGAUCUUAAGAUGCAACACGAGAUGCAUGCGAGGACUUUCGAGCACGUCAUGGGUACUGCAAAGGAGGACCUUGACGGUAUUUCGCAACAAUUGCGUCAAUACAUGGCGGAGACAAGUUCGGAUAUUGACCAAACACAUGAGACCUUGGGUUAUGUGCUAUCUGACUUCACAAUCCUUCGAGACUUGGUUGCCGAAGUCAUGAGUGCUGCAGGAAGAAACAAUGCUGAAAUCGCGGCUAUGCAUGCCGAGGAAAUGCACAAUGUUCAAGAUAUAGCUCUAGCCACGACAGCAACCCUCAACAAACUGCUAAGCAAGGAAACUGUCCAGGUCAUCAAUGGUCUCCUUCAGCAAGUCAGAACUGAUCUCGAUAUAAUCUCGUCUUCACAAAUUGAACAGCUCACACGCGCCGAAGAACAUCUACGGGUGAGCGACAAGCUUACAGAAUCGCAGAGAACGAACGCCGCCGGGGUUCAGGAGAUUUACGACACUUCAUCCUUGCUUGCGUCUCAGCUUCAUACUGCAGAUGCCGUGGCCACGCGAGUGUCUUCCAGGCUUGACAAGGUCAAUGAAGCACUCAAUCGCGUCGAAGAGGCCUCCUCUGCCCUAAGCGCACUCUUUGCCUUUAUCGCCGUCCCCACACAAAUGAUGCAACAGCUUCAUCUUCGCCUCCUUGCUGUGUUUUCUAUGCCGGCUAUCAUACUCUUGAUUUGGAAGCCACGGAAAUAUUCUUUUACUGUGAUGGCUGCUUACGUCUUUCUUGAAAGCCUGAUGUCCCUCUUCGUGCAGCACGGGAGAACAAUCUCGACUUGGCUUCAGAGACUAAGCGUCCGUUCUCAAGAUGCAACAGAUUUGGCUUUCGGGUUUGCCGGCCAGCACUCGACUCUUCUUUUUACGACUUUUGGAAUCAUCUUGGUCUUAUGUUGCUGUGCCAUUAUCGCAUCCUGCCAUAUAAAAGCCCGGUAUUCACAGAAACGCUCUUCACCAAAGCUAUCGCGUUGUGACGAAGACUUCGAGCGGCUGUCUGUUGCAUAUCGUCUACGUGGUGGCAAGCACUUGCAUUUUGGAACGGUGGAUCGCUUUCGUCGAGCUGUCACCGUUGCCUGAUUGUAGCAGC